This is a messenger RNA of Anguilla anguilla (European eel), 5153 nucleotides long. RefSeq names its product G-protein coupled receptor 12-like. Gene Ontology annotation, cellular component: membrane. Gene Ontology annotation, biological process: G protein-coupled receptor signaling pathway. The transcript has 2 exons. The coding region runs from base 555 to 1550 and encodes 331 amino acids. The record is from RefSeq and is a predicted model, not a curated record. Gene Ontology annotation, molecular function: G protein-coupled receptor activity. NCBI's taxonomy places the organism in Eukaryota, Metazoa, Chordata, Actinopteri, Anguilliformes, Anguillidae.
AGACUAACAAUACAAUGUUCAGGUGUGUGCUCUUCCAUUCAAAGUAAAAGCUAUUUUUGUGGAACUCUUUGUGGAAUUACAUUGUACUUAAGAAAAAUGUGUAGCCGGUAUUGAAGAAAGAUCACCUUGACGUGGCCGUUUGUGAACGGUAUACACUCGUCUGUCUGCACAGCUGAGCAUCUCUCAACGACCUUGGGGCGAAACGAGUUUGUACAAUUGGACGUUUUGAAUGAUAAUGUCACUACGAGAGUCGCUUUGAUUUAAAAAAAUGCAUGCAAUUUCACAUUUUUCUUAUGAUUAAUAUUUUGACCAUAACAUAUCUGAUUCACAGACCCCGUUCAUGACUGUAGUGAAGACUUUUGACGUCAGAAGUGAGAAUCAUCGGCACGUCCAAUGGGGGUAGAAUAUUAACCGAGAGUCAGUGCCAGCGAACUGCCAACAUUAUUAGCAAUGUUAACCAAGGAAUAAGGUGUCUUUACAAAGGACUCGACGAGUAAAAAAAAUAAAGAUUUCACCCAGGGACGUACGACAAAAGAGGAAGAUACAGCACUGCUAUGAUUCACCCUCUUGCUGCAGCAAUGAGCAACCAACUCCAGAACACUUCCUCUUUUAACUCGGAGACCUGGAAUUUCCAAGACGUGGGGAACUCCUCGCCCGUCCGGACCACAGACGUACAGCCGGUCGCUGUCAGCCCCUGGGACGUCGCACUGUGCGUAACUGGAACCCUUAUCUCCUGCGAGAACGCAAUUGUGAUUGCCAUUCUUUUUUACACGCCCACCCUGCGCGCGCCUAUGUUCGUGCUCAUAGGGAGUCUCGCGGUCGCGGACCUGCUGGCGGGGCUGGGUCUCAUACUGAAUUUCAUCCUUACCUACAUGCUGAAUACGGAGCUGGUGACGCUAGUCGCUGUGGGACUGCUCAUUGCCGCCUUCUCCGCCUCCGUACUCAACAUCCUGGCGAUCACCGUGGACAGGUACCUUUCUCUGUACAAUGCGCUGACCUACCACACUGAGCGUACGGUGACUUUCACCUACGUCAUGGUGAUACUCAUCUGGCUCGUGUGCAUCGCCUUAGGUUUGCUGCCACUGUUGGGAUGGAACUGUCUGCGAGAUGAGUCCUCCUGCAGCGUCUGCCGCCCGGUGACUAAAAACAACGCGGUGGUGUUGGCAGUGACGUUUUUGUUCAUUUUCGCACUGAUGAUGCAGCUCUACCUGCAGAUUUGUAAAAUAGCCUUCCGGCACGCGCAGCAGAUCGCAGUGCAGCACCACUUCAUGGCCAUUUCCACCACGAAAGGCGUGUCCACGCUUUCCGCCAUCCUCUGCACCUUCGCCCUUUGCUGGAUGCCCUUUGCGAUGUACUCUAUAGUAGCGGACUCCAGCUAUCCAAUAAUUUACACAUAUGCCACUGUCCUGCCUGCCACGUGCAGUUCAGUUAUCAACCCCAUCAUCUACGCCUUUAGAAACCCCGACAUCCAGAAAUCUUUGUGGCUGGCGUGCUGCGGAUGCGUUCCCUCCAACAUCUCUCUGCGGCCAAGGACGUCAAGUGAUGUAUAGCCAUGAAUUAUAUAUAGGCCUAAGUAGCCUAUCUUUUUACACUUGCUUGUUUUAUCUUGUUUUCAUAUGUUUUGCGGAGUAGUCUAUUAUACGCCUACCCUGUGGGUGUAGGCUAUAUAUGCAUAAUCGCGGUCACAAGAAAAUCACAUGCUAUGACCUAGUUUUUCCCAAUUUUGUCCCUUAAAACAAGGCUUGCGGGUCUAAUAGUAUAUACAUUGUGAGCCUUUUAUCUACAAGUAUAUAAUCUUUCCACCGGUGAAUAAAUGUCUAUGGCUUAUUAGAGGUCAAAUUUCAAUAAUAAUAACAAGUUUAGCACCCCGAGUGAGUCUGCACUCGUCAGAAUGGCGUUUGUCGAACAUAACUGCAAAAUCGGUUGGAACUCGUAUUUGGUAGGGUGGACAGACUUGGGCAUGGAACUGGCUGGAUAGUUGUUUCGGCCACGGCGACCACGCUUACACUGUUCGGCCCCACCCACCCAGCGAUAGAAUCUGAGUGAACAGGAUUCGGCAGGGCUACAUCUGCAAGAAUGGCAAAGGCUGUGUAGUAUCCUUCCUUCAAAUUUAGUGAAGUAUAAAAAUGCCAAUACUAACACUACAAAUAAAUCAGAAGCAGGGCAUACUCACAGACCCGAUAGAAUCUGUAGCCUAUGUGUUAGUACAACGGAAAUGUGCACACAGCGAUACAGAAUUUACAAGCUAGUUCUGUCCCAGAGCUAAUUUGACUGUGUUCGACUUAUGUCGGUACAACAAAGAGGUUCUCUGUGUACAGUAUAUGUAACUUGGCAAUGGGGUACCUUUUCCAUUAUGUAAACUCCUGUCUAUAUCUCAGUCAUUUCACUAUUGUGCCAAGUUUUGCGAGGGCCCGCCUAUGUAUUUACUUGAUGACAAUUCUAAGUCUAUAAAUAUAACGUUUUACUUCUACAAUAAAUGUCUCUAUAAAACACAUUUGAAGAAGUUAAAUCAAGUGGUAGAUGCAUAGCAAAAUGGUAAUGGUAAAAAACUGUGAUAUAAUACUUGUAACUCUUAUGGAGUAUACUUGGACUCAUAAACUCUGUUAGAGUUGAUUUAAACCUGAGUUUUUUCUGGUCAGGUUGAUUAAAUAAAUUGAUGAGGAACAGCCUCUUCUAAUUUAUAUUAAUUAACACUAUCCGACGAAAAAAUGAAUUUAAGUGAGAAGCAACAAUUUGAGUAGGCAUUCUUGCUGAAGCCAUUCAAACAUCGCUAAAAUUAUAACUGUCGGAGCACAGGGUUUUAUAGCAACCAAAACGCCACCGAGCGCACUUAUCAUUUCAGUACCUUGGAUAGCAACAGAAAGCUAACCAAUACAUUUUGGGCCAUCGGACUGAGAUGUUCCUACUGGUGGUGACUAAGAGUAAAUCGUACUGGAGGAAAACAACAACAGCAACAAUAAAAAUUGUACACGCAUAAAAGUAAUUUUCUAAGCGAACACUUUCCAGGCAGUAUCCAUCACCUUACCCUCAGAGAAGAUGUGUGCUGUGUAGGCCUACUUCAAUUAUUCUGCAUGUAAUAACACUAAACCGGAAUAGUCGUAAAUCAUGAACGUGACUAGCUAUCAUAUACAUAUACACGUGUCAACCACAAUUUAAACGACUCAUUAUAAAUAAAUAAAUAAAUAAACUGCGUUUAUAGAACGAAGGCUCUAUUCAUAGAAUUGAUUUCCCAUUUAAAUAAUCUGAAAGAGAAAAUAUUUAGAUAAAUAUAACCUAGCCUACAUGCUUGACAGUACCGUCCAACCUCAAAUAAUUACAAGUUUAUAAAAACACCUACUUUCAAUCAGUUUUCUCGACGAUGCAAUAUGAUUUAACACGUACAACAAUAUUUAUCACUGGUUAUAUUUCCCCUAUGAUCGUAUCACAUAUCUUCAGCAAUGUUUGCAACCGAGCCUCCCGGCGUCGCAGCAGCUUAGACGCCGAGGUUAAUGAAAAUUCAUCUGACGGUGCAAAAGGGGAAGCCAGUUGAGACGCAUUAUAUUUCACUUGCGGUUAAAUUCUACGUUAUUUAUUUAUUUAUUUAUGUCUGACGGCUUCUGGGCGCACAUGGUGAUAUAUAUAUAUAUAUAGCCUACGUACUAAAAACGUGUAAAUUAUGUGGAGAACAGAAUAUAGGAUAAUCGCAUAGUAGUAGGCAGGAGUCAUUAGAUCCUCACGUUUCUGAACUAAAAGGCUUACAUUCAUAAUUUACAGCAGAAAACCAAGUGAUCGUCUCAUGCUACACAAGGCUUCUUCUCAGUGUCCAGGCCAAUUAUCAGUGGUUGCUUUGGUGGAGCGUUGAAAGGUCGAUUUAGACAAGAAGACGAACUGGCCACAGCGUUCAUAUCCGUGGCUCGAGCGAAUGAAACGUUAUUUACGAAGCCGCACCGAUACUGUAUGAUGUCAAACAGGCUAUUUGACGAAUUAAUGCUGCUACCAAAAAACCCUCAUUCUGGAAAAUGGCGCAGAUGAACCAAUGUAACAUAAAAAAAACUUUAUAGAUAUUUAGAAAUUGUACUUUCUACAACAUUGCAGGGGGAUACACAAAUGCACAUUUCAAUUGUUGGCAAUGCCACUCCCUCCUUUGACAUGCAGAAGCUCUAUAUCUUUUGGCCUUGGCUAACCCUCACCUGCAAUAAUGUAUAAUGCAUUUUGUGUCUGAUUGGUCCGGGUCUCUAGGUGCACACUUUCCCUUGUUAAACCUGGGAUGGCCGAGUGCUUCUCACUUUUCACUCACUGGUGGAAUUGUGGGGUACCCCACAUCUGCCUUUACACUGUGAGGCAACAGCGCUGUGUUUGGACAGGGGAACGGAAAUGCGGCAAGAAAGCCAAUGUCAUCUUGUGCCGCAUGCGUUAGUGCCAAGAGUGUGGUUAGUUAUCCUUAAACCUCAGAGUCGUUUUAAGCCUUUCUGGAGUACACUCAAGGCUGUGAUUGCUGUUUGUGUUUGUGUUUGUGUUCAUUGAUUAACAUUUGCAUAAGUGAAGCCAUUCUUGGACCAAUCACAUAGGUCCAUGACUGAUUCGCAGGAGUUAGUUCAGAUGAGUAUGAGGCUGCUCUUCCCCUCCAUGAAAAGAAACCACACUGAGAUGGUCUACAGCAGUGGUAACCAACCCUGUUCCUGGAGAUCUACCAUCCUGUAGGCUUUCAUUUCAACCCUAAUUUGGCACACCUGAUUCUACGAAUUAGCAGCUCAAUGAAAUCCCCAGCUGUUGAAUGAGGUGUUCUGUGUUAGGGUUGGAGUGAAAACCUACAGAAUGGUAGAUCUCCAGGAACAGGGUUGGUUACCACUGGUCUACAGUACAGUGCACAAUGAGGCUUCCAACUUGUAAGCAGUGGAAUACAAGUUUUUUCUGGGAUUUAUUCUGUGGAAAAUGGCCUGAUGUAUAUAUUACUUUUUGGGAGUUGUAGUUAAAUGCUCAUGGUCAGUAUUGAUGCCAAAAUCUUCACAACAAUGCCUAAUGUUGCUCAAAUUUGGCACAAUUAUUGGCCACAUUAUUUAUGUGGAAGUAAAAUGACAUUUCUUUGCCAUGAACCAAAAGCAGCAGCCAAUAUGACCAUCAAAGAAUUUUCAGUCACAGGCACGUCACUUGAAUAUCACAUUGUGAAAAAAAAA